Molecule: messenger RNA, 1047 nt
Organism: Fusarium subglutinans
Lineage: Eukaryota; Fungi; Ascomycota; Sordariomycetes; Hypocreales; Nectriaceae
Exons: 1
Coding region: 1-1047 (348 amino acids)
Source: RefSeq, a predicted model, not a curated record
AUGACACCGCCAAGGUCUCGAAAGCUUCCAGUGAGGCAAUUCUCCAGACAAUCAAUCCAGCAGCCUGUCCAGACUGGUUUAAAGAGGACAAGAUCAGGACAGUCGCUGUCUCCUCCCGACGAUCAAUGUGAAAAGCCUAAACUCUACGAGGCUACAACCCCAUCAAGAAGCGAGGGUACUGCAAGUAAUGACAACAAUGAAGUCACCAGCACCAACGAACAGCCAGAAUCUCGGGAGAAUAGCCUAUCUCACAGUCAAUUAUCUCUUGCGCAGAAAAUCGAUCUACAGCAACUUUUGAGAGAGAGAUUUAGUUGUUGGAGUAAUGGGGUAAAUUACACUGCGCCACCAAAGGACAGAUUGCCGCCGCGAAAGCGUUUCAGAACAUCACAAUGGCAGUCGGGUCUUCCAAGAGCCGACGCAGAGAAUGACAGCGAGGAGGAAUUCGUUGUAAUUUCUCACCCAAUACGCAGAGAGGGUUUCUUUCAUCUCGCUUGUCCAUUUUACAUCCACGCACGUCACAAACAUGAGAAAUGUCUUGUCCAACACGAUCUAUCCUCUAUUGAAGCAUUGAUCAAGCAUCUUCUACGGCAACACGAUAAGCCUCUGUAUUGUCGUACAUGCUGGAAGACCUUUGAAACAUUGAUUGAGCGAGACAGCCACGUCUUGGAGAACGCAUGCAAACGAAUUGAUCAAGAGGCAUCUAUAGGGCUGACUGAAAGCCAAAAAGUAAGAUUGAUCAAGAGGGAUCGGUAUGAUUUAGGAGAAGAAAGUCGUUGGCGCCGUCUUUGGUCUACGGUCUUCCCUGGUAGAGAGCAACCUCGAUCUCCAUACCUUUAUCGGGAUGAGGGGCUGAAAGUUUCCAUGAUGAGGGAUUUCUGGAUUGCCGAUGGCCAGAAAGUCGUCUCUGGCUUUCUUGCAGGACUGGCAAGCCAUGCCGAUCGGAACAGCAUAAGGAAUGAUACGAUUUGCCAGCAGGCGUUGCGCGGUCUGAUAGACUGGGCAAUGACAGAGGAUAGCGAUUCAGCGAUUCAAUCUUCGGACAGGUGA